Enterospora canceri is the source of this 1167-nucleotide messenger RNA. The record is from the annotation of a GenBank genome assembly. NCBI's taxonomy places the organism in Eukaryota, Fungi, Microsporidia, Enterocytozoonidae.
AUGGAAUUAUUCAAAUUACAAGAAUCUUCAAAAGUGAAAAAGAUGACUGAGAAGAUAGAUGAGUUCCAAAGUAACAGAUAUUCACUGGAAUUGGUCAGUUUCAGAGACAAUUUAACCAGUCUGGAUCGACUUGUGGACAUAAAGAUCCUCUUUCAAAGAAUGCUUCCAAAAAUGCCCAAAGAGUACAUCAUGAGACAGGUGAUGGAUCCACAGCAGUGCAAUUGCACGUUAGUUGACGAGAAGAACGAGCUCAUUGGUGCAAUUUGCUUCAGACCCGCCUACGAAAGAAACCUGAUUGAAAUUGUCUUUUUUGCGGUGGACUCCUUCAAGCACAUCAAGGGCUACGGUGGAUUUCUGAUGAAUUGUUUCAAGGAAUUGGUUAAAAUGCAGUUUAGCGAAUACUGUAAGGAGCCAAGGAACUUCUUAUCCAACAAUAUCACAGUCUCAGACAUCAACAGCCUUCUUGAAAACAAGGCAGUUGCAAAGAAGCAAAACAGCAACAAAAAAGUCAAAAAGAGCCUAGAAUUGAUCAAUUUGUAUUUUAUGACGUACGCAGACAACUCAGCCAUUGGAUUCUUCAGGAAGCAGGGGUUUACGGCUGACAUCCAGUCAACAGCCUGGAAGGGAUACAUCAAGGACUACGAUGGUGGGACACCAAUGGAAUGCAAGAUACACGGAGACAUGAACUACUUGAGACAGAAUGAGUUAUUGAUCAAAAUGUACGACAAAAUCAAGGAUAAAAUGGGAGAGAUAAACGAGUAUCACGAGGUGAGGGAGACAAAUGAUCCAGUUUUGAAUUCAAUGGAGGACAAUGAGCCACCACAGACUAAGAUUGGCUUCCUACGAAAUUAUAUUGAUUUCAUGAUAGCAGAACUGUAUGCGAAUCCAUCAGCCUGGCCGUUCUUUGAUCCAGUCUCAUCCAAGGACGUGCCUGAAUAUCGAUCUGUGAUAAAGCAGCCCAUGGACAUGUCUACGAUCAAGAUGAAACAUGCAAAUGGGGAAUAUGCUGAAUUUGAUCAAUUUGAAGAGGAUGUGCUUCUGAUGGUCACAAACUGCUACAAAUUCAAUGGACCUAACACGCAGUACCACAAGUGCGCCCAGCACAUUGAGAAGUCGUAUAGGACACUCCGAAACAAGUACAAAUCCACCAUCAACAAAUAUUUGUAA